AUGGCACCCGCAAUCAACGAUCCUAUCUCACCUACCGCAAGCGAUUGGUGUGCAGUAGGCGCCUCGGAUUCUGCCAUCACUUGUAAAUGGUGCGAAAACAUCAAGUACUGCUUGGUGGAAUGUCAGACGUAUGACGCGCCGCAACACCAUACCCUCUGCAGCACCUUCAAGGACUUUCAACAACGGCCGAGCGAAAGGCACUAUCGAGCCAUCUUGUUCUCUGCUGACGAACCCAAGCCACGAUUCAUCUGGCAACUUAUCGACGGAGAUCGAGGAUAUCACACGCCCAAGGAGGAAGACAUAUCUCAUUACCUUCAGCGUGGCACUGAAGGCUACUACGUCAGCUGGAGUGGCAAUGUCAGCUGGAGUAGCAGUGUAGUGCCUCUUCAUGAGCUUAAGCACUCUAUGUGCAUCGAUGUUGAGCAGAGCAGCGUCCCCGAUGAGCGACUACCUAACAUGUGUUUUGCCGCAUUGAUAAAUCCCCACGUCAGGAAUCUUCGCCGUGGUACCCAUCUUGGCCGCGGUUGGAAGUAUAAAAAUUUGGACGAGAAGGACGCUUGGGACGAGGCCGAUCGCGAGUUGCGCGACGGCUUCCCUCUGAUCGCAUUAGAUCUGGAUACGACUUCCCUGGGACCGUUGUUGGCACGCAUUCUUGUCGGGACGCUUCAAGAUACAAAUGGUGUGACAUAG
Molecule: messenger RNA, 690 nt
Organism: Alternaria arborescens
Lineage: Eukaryota; Fungi; Ascomycota; Dothideomycetes; Pleosporales; Pleosporaceae
Exons: 1
Coding region: 1-690 (229 amino acids)
Source: RefSeq, a predicted model, not a curated record